This is a messenger RNA of Gadus morhua (Atlantic cod), 2834 nucleotides long. RefSeq names its product SET domain bifurcated histone lysine methyltransferase 2 (gene setdb2). The coding region runs from base 263 to 2746 and encodes 827 amino acids. Gene Ontology annotation, biological process: negative regulation of gene expression; heterochromatin organization. Gene Ontology annotation, molecular function: DNA binding; histone H3K9 methyltransferase activity; zinc ion binding. Lineage: Eukaryota; Metazoa; Chordata; Actinopteri; Gadiformes; Gadidae. The transcript is spliced from 10 exons. Gene Ontology annotation, cellular component: nucleus. The record is from RefSeq and is a predicted model, not a curated record.
CGGGAACCGUAGGGAGUUAACUAAAUAAGGCAAAAUAGCGGAACUGGCGGGAGCGGUUGACGCGUGGAUGACGCCAUGAGGACAGCGGGACAAUAACAACGCGGGGCAUUGUGGGGAGUAAAAAGUAAACCGGAGGUAUUGUGGGUAAAAUAGUGGCAAAUGAAUGAAAAGCUGAGUACAACACACGCUGUUCUCGGAGAACCGGGGAAGACCUCGACCGGCACUCAGUACACCUUCAGGAGGAGAUCAGGACCUGAGAGACAUGGACCAGAAGGCUUCUGUGGCACGGGUGUUCUGGGAGCGGUCAGAUGUGGACGGGGUUCUGGACAGAGUGUGUGGAUACCUUGAGGCACUGCGGGGCCGCCUGAAGGGCCAGACCGCCACGCACACAGACUAUGUCCAGGGCCUCAGGCUGGUGCGGCUGGUGGAGGCGGGGUCAACCCCCGGGACUGCUGACUCCUCCCCCAUCCAUGAUGUCAUCAACACAGGGCUCCUGAACACCUCCGAGGAGGAGGAGGAGGUGGAGGAGGAGGAGGUGGUGGAGGAGGAGGAGGAGAUGGAGGAGAUGGAGGAGGAGGAGGUGGAGGAGGAGGUGCUGUCUGCUGACCAGCAGGAGGAGCAUGUGUCUGGCCCUCAGGUCCUCUACCAGCCACACCAGUGCACCAAGGCCUGCGUGCCCAGCCUGCCCAGGUGCAACCAGCCCUUCUGGGGGCAGAACCCCCUGAAGGUGCCCCAGCUCUGUGGCUUCAGGAGGCUCGGCGGGCAGGAAGUGACCUCAGAGGACCUCGUCUACGUCACCCCCUGUGGACUCUGCCUGCGUAGUCAUGACGACGUGAUGCGUUUCCUGUUCGCCACAGAGAGCUACGACGUCCUGCAGGUGGAGUUCUUCACCUUCAACGCGGCGGUGCGGCUGGACCCGCCCCUCGCGGCCGGGCCCCGCCUCCCGGAGCUGGACCUGAGCCGCGGCCUGGAGCCCGCCCCGGUGGAGCUGUGCCCGGGCGCGGCCGGGGAGCGGCCCCGCGACUUCCGCUACCGCAAAGACCGCUGGCCGCACGGCUGCUUCCUGUCGCCGCCGGCGCUGUUCCACACCUGCUGCGACUGCGAGGACGGCUGCGAGGACGCCGCCCGCUGCGCCUGCCGGGGGCGGACCGCCGGGGCGGGGGGCUACGCCCACCACAGCCUGCCCCGCCCCCUGGAGGCAGGGCUGGUGGAGUGCGGCCCCUGGUGCGGCUGUGAGCGGGCGCGCUGUCAGAACCGUCUGGCCCAGCGGGGGGUGAGGGUCCGCCUCCAGGUGUUCCAGGGCUCCGCCCACGGGGGCUGGGGAGUGCGUUGCCGUGACGACCUGGACCAGGGCACCUUCAUCUGCACCUACGCCGGGCUGGUCCUGAGGAAGGGGCGUGACCCAGAGCAGGCUCCGCCCCCGGGGGGGUUGGGGGCGGAGCUCCCGUCCGACGACGACGUGGAGGUAAUCACUGAGUGGCUGGUCCCGCCCCUGACAGACGGAGCCCCGCCCACCGCAGCCCCGCUGCAUGUCCCGGUCAUCCAGGGACCGUCAGAGACGCCCCGCCUGACCCCUCCCAUAGCCCCCCAAGAGUCCCUGCAGACCCAGACCCAAGAGACCCAGACCCUACAGACCCAGACCCUACAGACCCAGACCCUACAGACCCAGACCCUACUGGACCAGACCCUACAGCACCAGACCCUACAGACCCAGACCCUACUGGACCAGACCCUACAGACCCAGACCCUACAGACCCAGACCCUACUGGACCAGACCCUACAGACCCAGACCCUACUGGACCCGACCCUACAGACCCAGACCCUACUGGACCAGACCCUACUGGACCAGACCGUACAGACCCAGACCCUACUGGACCAGACCCAAGAGACCCAGAUCCUACUGGACCAGACCCUACUGGACCAGACCCAGACCCUACUGGACCAGACCCAAGAGACCCAGACCCUACUGGACCAGACCCAAGAGACCCUGACCCAAGAGACCCAGACCCUAUUGGACCAGACCCUACUGGACCAGACCCUACAGACCCAGACCCUACUGGACCAGACCCUACUGGACCAGACCCUACUGGACCAGACCCUACAGGACCAGACCCCACUGGACCAGACCCUACAGACCCAGACCCUACAGACCCAGACCCUACUGGACCAGACCCUACAGACCCAGACCCUACAGGACCAGACCCUACAGACCCAGACCCUACAGGACCAGACCCAAGAGACCCAGCCGAACCUGGACCCAGAGCCCCUGAAUGGGGCCGGCCAAUCAGCCGUGCGGGAGGAGCCAGUUGCCGUGGCGACCGCUGAGCACAGGUUCAGGGCUCCACCAGUGAGGAAGAGGAAGAGAGAGGAGGAAGACGUUUACUAUCUGGAUGCCACCAAGGAGGGCAAUGUGGCUCGCUUCCUAAACCAUAGCUGCCGUCCGAACCUCUUCACCCAGAGUGUCUUCACGGACACCCAGGACCCCACCUUCCCCCUGGUUGCCUUCUUCACUUCCAGAGUGAUCAAGGCCGGCACCGAGCUCACCUGGAAGUGCUCUCCGGACACAGGAAGUUCUUCUCAAGGACAGGAAGUGGCGUGCCAGUGUGGGCAUGAGGACUGCGAGGGUGUCACCAACGGCAACCAGGCGGUUUGUGAAGUGUGUGACGCGCAUGAGGGCGUGCAUGAGGGCGUGCAUGAGGGCGUGCACGAGGGAGUGCACGAGGGUGUCUGCGGGCCAGAGGCGUGACGUCACAUCACACCGUUCACCAGAACCAACCGUUGUUUUUUUUACAUUUUUCUACGAUCCCACGUUGAAUUAAAAGGUUUCUACAGUC